AUGAACCGGCGCCAACUCGCCCUCCUCAUCCUCCUCUCGACCGCAAUCGGGUUCAUGAUGUUCAGCAGCCUCACAAGCGGCCUGGCUAGCGUCCGCCCCCCCGUCGUCAUCAUCGGCUCGGGCCUCGCCGGCCUCAGCGCGGCCAUGGAAGCCCUCAGCGCGGGACAGAGGGUGCACAUGCUCGAACGCGCGACCAAGCCGGGGGGGAACUCGAUCAAAGCCAGCAGCGGGAUAAACGGGGUACCGACGCCGUACCAGCCGCCCGGUGAUUCUAUCGAUUUGUUCAAGAGCGACACGAUCCGAUCUGCCGGAAGUCGGUACACGGCGUCCCGCCAGGCGCUAGUCGACACGUUGGUCGAGCAGUCUGCGUCUGCGAUAGAGUGGCUGAGCAGUCUGGGGGUGGAUCUCAGCAAAGUCGCCCAGUUGGGCGGGCACAGCGCGGCCCGCACACACCGCGGAUCCUCGGGCCCGCCGCCGGGCUUCGCCAUCGUCUCGACGCUCCUGAACAAACUCAAGGCGUCGGAGGGCUUCACGCUGUCCACGAACGCAGACGUGACCGCGCUCUCCCUCUCGCCCCUCUCUGUGACGUACCAGACACCAGACGACGGCGCCGUCUCCCUCCCAGCGGCUUCAGUCGUGUUCGCCUCGGGCGGAUUCGCGGGCGAUGGGCCCGGGCUCUUGGCCCACUACCGGCCCGAUUUGGCAGGUAUGCCGAGCACGAAUGACGCGAGGCGCGACAACGCCCACAGUCUGCUCGUGGGCGCGGGCGCAGAGCUCGUGGACAUGGACAGCGUGCAGGUCCACCCGACGGGCUUCGUGGAUCCGAAGGAACCGACACAGCCCAUCAAGUUCCUCGCCGCCGAGGCGCUGAGGGGUGAGGGCGGCAUACUCCUGCACGAAGGUAGACGAUUCGUGAACGAGCUCGAGACGAGGGAACACGUGUCUGCUGCUAUUAUGCGUCUUCCUACGAAGGAGGGCGAGGGGAGACAGUGGGACGUCACCCUCCUCCUCGACCCUGGCGCAUGUAGUGCUGCCAAGACCCAUGUCGACUUUUACGUGUUCAAGGGCCUGCUCCGCCGCACCAAAGUCCGGGAUCUCGACGACAAGGUCCGCGCCGCUGUUGACGCGUAUGCCGCUGGUGUCGCCGGGGACCAGGAUGCGUUUGGAGGGAAGAGUUUCGGACACUGGACCCUCCAGGCUGGUGACGCCGAUGCUGAGGUGUGUAUUGGCAGGGUUACGCCCGUGACGCACUUCACUAUGGGCGGGGCCGUCAUCGAUGCCGACGCGAGGGUGCUUAAUGCCAACGGGGGGCAGAUUGGGGGCGUCUUCGCUGCGGGCGAGGUCACGGGUGGCUUGCACGGGGAUAAUCGCCUGGGAGGCAGUAGUCUGCUCGAGUGCGUCGUGUUUGGACGCAUUGCGGGGCGCAACGCGGCGAAGGCGGCUGGGGCGAGGCAGGAGUAG
Trichosporon asahii var. asahii CBS 2479 is the source of this 1461-nucleotide messenger RNA. Its product is annotated as flavocytochrome c. Lineage: Eukaryota; Fungi; Basidiomycota; Tremellomycetes; Trichosporonales; Trichosporonaceae. The record is from RefSeq and is a predicted model, not a curated record. The transcript has a single exon. The coding region runs from base 1 to 1461 and encodes 486 amino acids. Gene Ontology annotation, molecular function: FMN binding; oxidoreductase activity.